AAGUGCCUCUGCUGUGCUGGGGUCCUGGGACUCUCCUCCUCCCAUCGGAUACCUCUGAUGGGGGUGUAGCGCUGAAGUCACAGUGAUGUCAUUUUGGGAUGUGAGUGUCGGAGAGCAAGGUGAGCUGGUUUUACGUUGAGGUGAGCGUGAUCCCUCUUCGGCCAGCUUUGCCUGUAGAAUAGCGCGGAGCGGCGAAAGAUGGUCAUCGCCACCGGAACCGAAUCAAGCUGCGACGCGCUCUGUGCCUCUGCUGCUGCUCAGAUCCCGGACUAUGGGCCCCUGAUCUGUCUCCUCUGCACAACCCUUUACCACCAUGCCUAUGGACAACUAAUAAGAAGAGUUGGUUUGAUAGGGCAACUAGCGUUGGCCACGUGCCCUAAAGGUAAACUGGAUGGCCAUUGCGCAAAGGUGCCUCAACAGUAUGUCCAAGACGCACUGGACCCUGUCGGCAGUUCUUUUACUGUGGACUUGUCUCAUCAGGAUUGCUUCUUGUUAUCCAAUUCCAAAUAGGACUAACGCAACUUUAUUGGAAAAGAAAUGGGAGACGCUUUUUUCACGCUCUUAUCUCGGGAUAACUGGGUCAAAAUCUGAAGUCAAUUGGGAGAGUGACUAUUUGCAGGGCAUCAAAAGAGUGCGGCGACUCUACUGCAACGCGGGCAUUGGGUUUCACCUGCAGGUGCUCCCGGAUGGCAGGAUAAGUGGUGUACACAAUGAGAACCAACACAGUCUCAUAGAAAUCUCCACUGUGGAGAGAGGAGUUAUAACCCUUUUCGGGGUCAAGAGUCAACUGUUUGUCGCAAUGAACAGCAAGGGAAGGUUAUAUGGAAAGAAAUCCUUUGGGGAUGAGUGCAAGUUCAGGGAGACUUUGCUUCCCAACAACUACAACGCCUAUGAGUCUUUUGUUUACAAGGGCUUCUACAUCGCUCUCAGCAAACAUGGUCGUGUAAAGAGAGGCAACAAGGCCACCACCGCCAUGACGGUCACGCAUUUCCUCCCAAGACUUUGACUGAAACUGGCAAUAACUCAGUUUUGCACAUUUGGAUAUACGUCCAGGUAACACAGUUAACUGUACACACCAAUGAACUGAGGGGAAAUAUUUAUUCUGUUCAUAAAUAUAUGUAUAUUUGGUUAUAAAUUAACAUGCCAUACUGUACUGCUCAUACUUUGAUCCUUAGAGAUUGAGGGCUGAAGCCUUUGCCUGUCUCACUGUAUCUUGGUGCUUGCAGUAAUUUUACAUUUCGUCACUUUUUUGGAAAAGAAACAUUUUCUUGGUCUAAAAGAGUGACACAAAUGAUUAAUUUACCUCAGAGACCCUCUUUUACAAGACAAAGCGAUGCAUGCAGUAAAAUAUGAGCAAAGUUUAGGUUUUGGGAGUUCUAAGCGCUUAUAGUCCUUUUCUCUCUUAAUAGCUAUAAGCCAAUAAGCCACUAAAAUGCACUACCUUUGCUGCACGAUUCAAAGGUGCCUUGGUAUUUCCUCUGGUGGCCCCCUUAAACUUGCAUGUAAGAGACACCCACUGGAGUCAGAAAUAGGGCUGACGAUCUGAGGGCCUCAAGUGAGGGAUGGCUAUCUCUGGUUUAUUUUCUUUUCUGAAAUUAGAUCAAUUAAGUAAUGUACAAUCUGUAGUUGAGACCAGAGACUAGUCCACCAUAAAUAUGAGGCCAGAGUUUUCUGUAAGCACUACCAGCAAAUAAACAGGGUGGCGCAUGGACAAAUCCUUUCAGUUCUUUGGACGCCACUUGCCACUGCACUGAGCACACAUAGAUCAUUAGUACAGACUUGGCGUUUAAGAUUUGAGUAUGCAAGCAGCAGCUAAAAUAUAUAUACCAUUUUCAGUUAAAGUUUGAGUGAGAGGUUAAAAUAUGAAUUUAGUUCUGCUUUGUUGCAGUUUGUCUAACUGAAGUAUGACAGGUUUAUUGUGUAAAGAGAAAAUGGCUACUAUUAUAGAAAAUGUAUAAUAUUAUUGACAAGAUAAAUGUUCUGUUUCUUCUUCUUGCCUUUAAGUCAGUGUUGAUCAAUAUGGUCAUUGCUUUGACUGAUUUGGUUUUGGGCUCUGCAGCAGCACUGCAGUGAGGUGUCAGAGCUGUUGCCUCAGACUUAGAAAUGCAAUUAUGGAUGAGCCAAGGACUAAGGGACAGUGAAGGACAGAAAGCUCUGGGAAUGUUGGUGGCCACCACAGUAUAAUAUGAAAAUCCUUCUUGGAGAGGUUCUAGAAUAGACCAAUUUUAUAUUACAUUCUACAAUAUAAACAAAUGUCAUCAUACAGCUUGUAUUAGGUGCAGUCUCCUUGAAAACCUGCAGUAAACAGUACUGUGUGUGGUUGUUGAAGGAAGUGUGACUUUUGUCACAAAGUUAAGAUAUAUGAGGAUGUCUCUUGUGUUUUCAGUGCUGUCCAUUAAUUGUGACGAUACCUGAGCUGACCCCUCCGAGCUUCCUUUAGCUGUCCUUUACCCUUUUACCCCUUUAGCCCUUUAGCCUCGACUGUAGCAGGAUGUGGAGAAUCCAAGUUCCUUCUCUUCUUUCAUCUGUUUUAGUUGAAGGUCAAAUAGUGGAGCCUUUGCUCAAACUGUCCAGGUUGAUCAGCUCCUUUACUAGUAUUGUUUCCACCUAAAACACUCCAUAGAUACAUAACAGAAAACUAUCUUCAAUCUCCAGUGAAGCUGCAGUUCUUUUGAUACAAUAAAAAUAUUAUUUUCACAGCCAUCUUCAGUAUUUAUUAAGCAGCCUUUUCCAUCAACUUGAUUUGUGUUCUAGCCCAAAUGCAUAAACUGUCACACUUGUUAUUUUGAAAAAUAACUGCAAAGAGAAUAGAGCAGAACCAAGCAAUAAGAGACAAAGUCCAAUCUUCCCUUGAUGAUUUUUUCUGUGUAGUUAUCACUGCAUGUUGUGUAGAUGAAAUUAUUUUAUAUACUGUUUGUUAAGGAAUUGGAAAUAAUAAAUUAUAUUAUAUUAACUAAAAUAUACUGAGGAAAAACAGGAGUAUGGCUCUGUUCUCUCAUAGAUGUCACCUUUUAUUUGCAGCACCUUAGGAAACUUUCUUCAGAUCGAGUUAUUUAGUAAGAGCCAGACAUCGGUGGGGAUAAGGACACAAUUCUAAAUGUUCACAUUUUAGCUUAGACCAAAAAUAUUUUGUCUCAUUAUCUGUUUUCCUCCCUGCUGUCUCCAAUUGAUUCAUAUAUAAAUUGGUGUUGAUUCUCUAAUGUUUAUGGGCUGUGCGCAUGCCUUGGUCCUAAACGAAACUUGUCUUUAUUUUAUUUUUAUUAUUUUGGUUGUGCUCUUUUCUAAAGGAGUGAAGAUAUACACUAUUCCUCUUAUUUGUUUUCAUAUACCUCUACUUUGCCUUAGUUUUGGCUAAAUUAUGAUUGUAAAAUAGGUACAAGCACUUAUUUUGUUUCUGAAACGAGACAGAUUAUGAAUUUAAUUUUUCAUUUAUUUUUGUACGUAUGUGCUGUGCACAACAGUAUACUGUAUUCAUCAGAUAUCAAUAAAGUUUGUUUUAUAUUG
This is a messenger RNA of Periophthalmus magnuspinnatus, 3504 nucleotides long. RefSeq names its product fibroblast growth factor 4B-like. Gene Ontology annotation, biological process: fibroblast growth factor receptor signaling pathway; positive regulation of cell population proliferation; positive regulation of gene expression. Lineage: Eukaryota; Metazoa; Chordata; Actinopteri; Gobiiformes; Gobiidae. The transcript is spliced from 3 exons. The record is from RefSeq and is a predicted model, not a curated record. Gene Ontology annotation, cellular component: cytoplasm. Bases 392 to 1006 code for a protein of 204 amino acids. Gene Ontology annotation, molecular function: fibroblast growth factor receptor binding; growth factor activity.